GCUAUGACAAAUAUGGUGGGUAUAUUUAUUUAUAACUGACCAAAAUUUGAAGAGGCUCCAGGACUUGAUUUGUAAAUCAUUACUUUAAGAUAUAGUCAGUUAUAAAAGAAACAUGGCUACAUUUAAUGUUGAAGCUGAUGCAGAGGUUAUAACUGCUCGGCGGACAGAAUCAAUAGAUGCUCCACAUAUACUCAAAUUAGUGAAACCAUGGACAGAAAAAUUGUUUGGGAGAGUGAACAUUGUCAACAUUAUUGAAAAAGCAGUGUUAGCCAUCACACUCUGCAACAAGGAGGAUGAAAUAUUGGGCCAUGGAGCUUUCCUGGACUAUCCUAAUCUACCAGAUGUUGAUCAAGCAGAAUGGGAAGCUUGGUAUAGCUCAAGAUACACAUCUGAACAAGUUACACCUCUGAACAGCCUUUUCCUUCAUUACUUUGUGUCCAAGUCAAGUUAUGCUGCAGGCUGUGCUCAGGAAAUUAUCAAAACAGCCUUCAAUGCUGUCCCAGACCUUCACUUUUUGUUUUUGCUUAUCCCAAAGGGAUACAAGCCAGAUUCUUCACUGACUAAAGCAUUUUCAGCUAUGGAAAAAAAAGAGUUAGCACCUUCUGAUUCACAUUCUUUGUUUGUAUGCAAGAGACAUGAACAUGUGAGAACUCUUCAUAUCAGACAAGCUUUUGUAGAGGACCAUGAUGAUUUAACACCCAUCUUCAACCGCCAGAGCGAAAUGCUACAUAAUACCUAUGGUGAUUACUUUUUGGCAGAGCUCAUUGAGGCCCAAGAUGCUGAGAUGCAGUGUCUUGUGGCUGAGGUGGAAAAAACAUCCUAUGGCUUUAUGAGCAUCAGUACAGAUGUCAACUUAGAUUUAUUAAAUGAAUGCUUUGAGCUCAUUCCAUUUAAUGGACUUAGAAAGCCACACCCAGAUGACAACAUUGUGGAACCACCCCGUCCCACAAGCUCAGAGAAUUUGUUUUAUGAUUCUAAUGCAAGGAAUGAUGCUCUGUCAGUCAGCAGUAACUGUAGUGACAAAACUGAGACAACUUUUGUUAAAAAAACUGUCAAGCUGAGUCAAUCUGCACUGACUGUGCCUGUUUCUAAUGUUGCCUUUGUUCAGAGAGUACCUUCUCCUACCUCUGUAGCAGAAAUGUUGCUAUCUGAGAAAGGAAAUGAAAACACAGAGUUUAAAGCUCCCAAGUAUCUGAAGCCAGAAAAACAAAGAAGAUUUGUGCCCACAUUCUGUGGAGCUCCCAAUGCCUUCAGUAUCCAACUGUUCUGUAUUGCAGAGCAGUAUGAAAUGAGAUCUUUUGACUUUUUACCAAAAGCAUUUUCCAAAUUUCCUGAUCGAGACUUUUGCAUCAUAACAGUACCUCACAUGGUACCAGAGUUUCCUCUCAUACAAAAUUUUGUGAGAGUUACACCCAAAUGUCCCAGCAUUCUGCCUCAAGAGUUGUAUGUAUUUCAUCGAUCUGGCCUACUCAAAAAUUUUAAAGUACGCAAAGCUGUCAAGGCAGACUUUGAAAAUAUUGAAAAGUUGGUUGACACUAUUGCACAUAAAACAAAUAUUCUCAGAGAUUUACAAGUUUAUCUGACAGCAAGGAGAGAUCCAGAUGGAACUGAAAUUCAAGCUUUUGUUGGUGAAUGUCUUGGUCAAAUUGUGGGUGUCUCCAUUAUACGCAGGGAAGAGGACAUAGACUACAUCAGGGCUCACUAUAACAUUGAGGACUUUAUCUACUUCAACCAUCACAGCAGAGAGCAACAUGGACAUCUCAAUCAUUUUGUAGUCAAUCCAGUUUUCAGCCACCUGACCAAACAUUUCUUUAAGGAAAUUCUGAGACUUUCUAGAAAGACCAGUCUGUACUAUGCUUUGUAUCCACCAUUUACUUCUGAAGCAAAUGUGGACAAUUUUUCCUUAAUUACGGGUCUCAAUGCCCUUGUACCAGUUAGGCCUCGUCGCCAAAUAGAUUACUCUGAUGGUCUUGGAAUCAAUGGCCCGUCAGAGCACAUCAUCAAAGUUGUGGACCACUAUGCCCUGAAUCACAUCAACAGGAAACUUGUUCUUGAGCCGAAGGUGACCAUCAAUGCCAGAAUAGUUGUAGUUGGAGCAUCAGAUGUUGGAAUGACUUUUAUGGAAACUCUUGUAUUUUGCCCACAUCUGAAGUUUAAUAACAUCACUCUUAUCUCCCCUCAUGGUCUCCCUGGAGAUCUUCCACCUCAUGAAAUCAGAGAUACACUUUUGGCCAACAGUUUUGCUUAUGGAAAAGAUGACUAUGCAAAAUUAGCCUUGAGAACAUGGGUGAAUGUUGUUUAUGGAAAGAUGACUGCCCUUGAUAGAACUAAAAAGCAAGUUGUUGUGAAUGAUGUGGAUGUAGUUCCUUAUGACCACCUGGUCAUCUGCACUGGGCAGCAGUAUCUGCCUCCAUCCCCCACAGGUGCUGAGUUAACCCAUAAGCCAGUACAAAAGGAGACAUUUCCCUGCUCACCAGAUGCCAGGUACAGGGGCCAAGUGCCUGGCAACCUGUACACCAUCAAUGAUGCCUAUGAUGCAGCACUACUACUGCACAAGGUGCACUUCUCCCCAAAAAACAUUAAAAUUGUCAUCUAUGGCAACACUGUGGAUGCUUACACCUGCCUUCAGGCUCUUCUUUCAAGUGGAGUUAAAGGUGAUUGUUUGGCACUGGUGGAGCCACCUGUCAAUGAUGGUGUAACCUGUUUCAACAAUCCUGAUGUGGAAAAUGAGAUCAAAAGAAGCUUGCAAGCUUUGGAUGUGACACUACACACUGACUGUUACCUGGCAUGUUGGAAUGAGCCAGAUAGUGAAAAGGGUGAUGACAUCAAAUCUGUGUCAUUCACUCAUCCUAAUGGCUUCAUUAAACUUCCAUGUGAUAUAUUUAUCUGUUUCUACAAGAGAGAUGUAGACUUGGAAGCUUUUACAGCCAUGAACUGCGCCUGUUUAGUCUAUGAUGGCAAGCUGGUCAUCAAUGCCACAUUCCACACCAAUGAUGUUUCCAUCCGAGCUGCAGGACCACUGACCAAGUUUUCACGCAAGUACCACUGUGAACCCUGGACACAUUGCAACUUCAACUCCAGAGAAGUUGGAAUAGCGCUGGCCAGUGAGAUGCUUAGAUUGUUUGACCCAACGCUGGACACUCCUUUAGAACCUCCAGAAGAGCCUCUUAACUUGAUACCGAUCUAUAGAAGCCCUAAGAUCGUGUCUGCCAUUCUUCCAGGUGACUAUCAUUAUCUGUACGUGUACAAGCCUUGUGUCCCUACACCACUGUCUCAAUUAGUCACUAGGCCAGACUACGGCGAAGUCUUUGUAACGGGAGAAGCAGGCAGUGAUCAAGGCUACAUGAGGUUACAUUGUAAUAGCUAUAACUCUGUGGAGACUAUCACCUGUCUGUCCAAGAAAACAUUCUCAAAGGAAAAUUUCGUUUGUCUUUAUGGCGUUCACGAGAAGAUGUUGAACAAUUUGGCCUCCAGAUUUAAAGAGGGUCUUAUUACUGACUUCUAUAAAUACCUGAUGGAACCCUGGGCUAUGGCUGUGUACCAUGACAGGUUUGCUGACUUGAGAGAUGAGAUCAGGGAGCUGCUCAUAUCUACUGAUAAAGAAGGUCUUUCCACAUUAGAAGAUUUGGCCCGUAACCUUGUGGAUGAAGAAUUUGGAUUGACACCAGAACAGAAGAAAGAAAUGAUGAUGGCUUAUGUAUCGACAGGAGCUAAAAGAGCAGUAGAAAGUCGACUGCUGAAUUUCAUUAGCUACAACUACUAUCAUCUACCAAUGUAUGCUAAGCCAGGGAUGGUAUGAACAAACAGUUCAAAAUGUGAAUAUGUCUGGAAUUUUUUUUUUUUUUUUUAUUUUCCGUUAUGCUUUUAUGAUUUGGGGUUAGAAGUCUAAACAUAAAAUAAUUUUAUGUAGCACCAAGAGGGUUUUCAAUUUGUAAGUUUAAAAAAGAAUGUAUCUAUUUGGAUAUAGAAAAACAUUUUUUAUCACUAUUUGAACAAUUUAAGAAUGAUGUAAAAAAAAAACCUUAAGAUAAUGUGCAUCUUACACAACAUACAAUUUAUUUUUAAUAAACACUAACAUUUAACAGACUAAGACUAAAAUAAUACUUAUGAAAACUUACUCUAAAAAGUAUUAAUGUUUUAGGUCUAAGUAUAAACUUUACCAUAAACAUAUUCUAACGUAAAUCACACUUCAAGUAAAAAAAAAAUUUCAACUAAGACACUCACUUUAGUUUACCUUGAGGGUAAAUUAGGCCAGAGAUGAUGGAAUUGUAGAAUAAAUUAUUUUGCAAAUGACUUCAUGUGAGAUUUGUUGCUUAUAUAUUAAACAUGUCUAUAAAUGAAAACUUUGAUAUAAACUAUUUCUUAAUUAACUGAUUAAAAUUGAAACAUUAAAAUGAAAUAUACUUUUAUCUUGAAAUAUUAGUUACUGAAAUAAAAUUUUGAAAACUUUUAAUUCAUUAGUCAUUAUGGUACUUUGAAAUAAUAUAUAUAUAUAUAUAUAUAUAUAUAUAUAUUUAACUAUUACAACUAUUAAACUGUUAUCAUUUUGAUUGUGUCUAAAGUACUGAAGUUCUAGUAUGGUCUUAUUAUAAAUGUUUUUUUCUUUUCACAUUCUUGUUUUUGAAAUGAAAUAUAUAAAAUAUAAAAAAAGGAACAUAUUGGUGAUGUAUUAACACCCAAUACAGGAAAUAGUGAUCAUGAGCUUCAGCAGACUCAGUAAUACUACCUUGAACUAAAAUGUUUAUUUAUACCAUGCGUGUUUAUUUAUAAAUAAAUAUAUUUUUGUUUUACUUUGUACUGUCAGUGUGUUUCUACAUGAUUUACAAAUGAAAAUGAUCAUUAAAUUUACUUUUGAAAAACAAA
Molecule: messenger RNA, 4863 nt
Organism: Biomphalaria glabrata
Lineage: Eukaryota; Metazoa; Mollusca; Gastropoda; Planorbidae
Product: cilia- and flagella-associated protein 61-like
Exons: 32
Coding region: 113-3799 (1228 amino acids)
Source: RefSeq, a predicted model, not a curated record